UUCACAUUCUAAUUUAAGUUUAGAUUAGUUAAUUCUAGGAGUAUUAGUGUUUUUUACUUUUUAUUAAAAAUAAAGUUAAAAGUGAUUAGUAUAAACAUGAAAAAUUGUACUAUGAAUGUGGUAUUUACAGUAAUUUUUUUAAUUUAAUUGCGUCGGAAGAACCUAAAAAGCCAUAUCUCGUCCAUAUCUGCAAAAGAUUUUGGGAAUUCCCCUCUACAAAUUUUAUAUACUAUAAUGUAUUACAUUAUAGUACAAUUUGUAAUGUCAGGACUCAGGAGUGCUUUCUUAUAUCAUUUUCGAUGAUUAUCUUUUAUUGCAUCCAUCACAUUACUUGAAUCUCAUGCAACAUAUACAAUGUUUACCUCGCUGAUUACCAAUUAUUACAUCAACAAUUUCUAAAUAAUGUAUAUUACAGUCUAUAUAUUGAAAUAAUAGACAGAGUAACACAUACAGUUUCAUAUUUUUAUCUAGUUUUAUGAUAUUUGUAAAUUUAACAUACGUUAAAUAUUGUAUAGAAUGGUGAAAUCAUUUUAACUGAAGAACAUAUAUGUAUAAUAAUGUAUAAUAGGCUUACACCAAAAAUGUAUAAUAGGCAUUAAAAUUCAAUGGACUAUUUUAUUUUCUGUAAUUAUGUAUUAAUUUUAGUAUAUUACGUAUAUACGUUUUAUUGAUCACCCAUACCCGUACAUCACAUUGGCGGUAUAUGCAAGGGUUAAAAAUCGUUAUAUUGUUUGACAAAAUAACACAGCUUCUAAGUCAAAUCUUUCUGUGUAAUUUGUUAAAAAAAAAUCACCAAAAUAGUUAGUUUACUAAUUCACUCAAAAGUAACAGUUCUCAUCUUAUUUUUACUACAUACUGUGAUAGGUAAAAAAAGGUAGUAACCUUUUAGAACAAGCUACUUCGAAAAACGCUAUAAAUAUACAGUCGAUUUAGCGCCGAAAAGAUUAACGAAUAAUAAAUUAGUUUUUUUACCGGAUUUUUUUUAAACAAGUCGUCUCUUCUCUCUUCCUCCCCGACCUGACCUGGUCACAUCCUCGACGGCUCCACUCUUCUAUCCAAUAGUCUUCCUUCUUCGUCGUUAUCAAAUUCCGAGAUUCUUCUGAGAAUCUCGUUUUGAUCUCUCGUUCUUGACGACCAAUUUAUCUGUAUCGACCGGUUCGAAAUCGGGGUCAAACCGGAUCCGAGCAUUCUCCAGGUUUGGAAUUUUUCAAAAUUCAUUUGGUCUCAUGGGAUCGGAGCCUCGGGAUGAGCCGAGGCGCAAACUGGUUGACUUGCCCUUUCUUCACAAAUUCAAGCUCUACAGCACUCACACGAAUUAUUACUUGAUUGGGAGAGACGAGAACAAAACCUUUUGGAGGAUUCUCAAGAUUGAUCGAACCGACCAAACAGAGUUGAAUCUGUUUGAGGAUCCUACAAGGUAUACGCAUGACGAAAUCGUCCAACUUAAAAAAUGGAUUAGUCGAGGGAACCAGAAGUUUGGUGGCCUUAAAGCAGAGACUACUUGCUAUGGAAUCAUCGGGUUUGUGAGAUUCUUGGGGCCUUAUUACAUGCUGGUGAUUAAGAAAAGGAAGAAAGUGGGAGAGAUCUGCGGCCACGCUGUUUAUGGUAUAGCAGAGACUGAACAGAUCAUGAUUCCAUAUCCUUCCCCUGAGACAAGAGUGGCUAAUUCUUUAGCCGAGAGAAGGUACAAGAAUCUACUCAAAAUGGUGGAUGUUAGAAAAAACUUCUACUUCAGCUACACAUAUCACCUCAUGUAUACGCUCCAGACGAACGUAUGCAACAGUGAGAGUGGAGAGAUUCAUGACGAAACCAUGUUCGUGUGGAACGAAUAUUUAACGCAUGGGAUCAGAAGGAUCCUCCAGAAUACAGUAUGGACAGUUUCACUUGUAUAUGGAUUCUUUCAACAGACUAAGUGUUCAGUAUCUGAUGAAGAGUUUGUAUUGACUGUCAUUGCUCGGCGUUCACGCCAUUAUGCUGGUACAAGAUAUUUAAGGCGUGGUAUAAAUGACGCAGGCAACGUAGCCAAUGAGGUUGAGAUAGAGCAGAUUGUUACCAAAGAGGUUCCAGAGGGUCAGAAAGUCCCAAUGACAUCAGUUGUGCAGAUGCGAGGCUCCAUACCUCUGUUUUGGUCACAGGAGACAUCUGUGUUCACCCCACAACCCGACAUUAUAUUGAACAAUAAGGACGUGAAACACGUGGCCACUCGUCGCCAUUUUGAAAAUCUGAAACAGAGAUAUGGAAGGCUUAUAAUCAUCAUGAAUCUUCUAAAGACAGGAAAGCAUAGAGAGAGCAUCUUACGAGCAGAGUUUGGAAAGGCAAUCUCGUCUAUAAACAAAGGCACGACGAGGGAGAACCACUUAAAGGCAAUCCAUUUUGAUCUGAACAAACACUACAAAAGUGGAGCUGAUGGUGCAUUUGAGCAUUUGUGUAACUACGGGAAGAGAGCAUUGGAAUUAAUUAACUUGUUUUUCUGUGAAGCUCCUUUAGGUGUAGGAGCUGAAGCUGUAAUUAACGACUCAUUUUUCAAUAACCCUUUUAUGAAUGAGGAUGAAGAGGCAACUAGUCCAGAAGAAGAAGCUUUGAAGGCAGAUAUAUUUUCGCUUCAAAACGGGGUCUUGAGGUCAAACUGCAUAGACUGUCUGGAUCGUACCAAUGUUGCUCAGUACGCCCAUGGAUUAGUAGCUCUUGCUCAACAGCUGCAUCUAUUAGGUAUCACUGGACCUCCUAUCGUCGACAAAAACAAUCCCCUGGCAAAGAAAUUGAUGGAAGCUUACGAAAAAAUGGGUGAUGCAAUAGCAAUGCAGUAUGCUGGCUCGGAUGCACACAUCAAGAUGUUUAGUGCUCUGAGAGGUGAUUGGAACAUGAUGAUGAAGCACCGUGAUAUGAUUACAGCUGUGCGUCGCCACUACAACAACGCUUAUAUGGACAGUGAAAAGCAGAAUGCCAUCAAUAUGUUCUUGGGGCAAUCUGGGCCUCAAUUGGGGAGGCCAGCCCUAUGGGAGUUGCGUUCUGACCAGCACAACACUGGAAACCUAGAUAUAGAAAACCUGAGGCCAAGAAUUUCGAGAUCCUUUUCUGAUAACCUCCUCUUGGAGGGUUUGGAUAUUGAGGAGCUGAUAAACGAAAAUCCUCAGCCUUCACGUGAAGGAUUAAACGGUGGCUGGGAAACCAAUUCAGAAGUUGGAUUCUUUGAGCCAGAACCAGCUUCUCCAAGCGUCCACUUUGAAGAUCAUUUGAGAGGAACAGGAUCCAAACAGAUGUUUCCAGACAGUGGCUCUACGUCUGAUUCUCAAGGGCUGGAUGAUGUACCUGGUUUUUCACACUCGUACAAUACUAAGUUCACCACCGCAGAUGAAAUGUUUGAACGUUGCAGCUCCAUGUCGUCAGAUAACAUGUUCAGCGACAUAGCCGAGUCCUUCACUUCUACAACUGGCACGGACCAUUUUGAGUUUCUUCCAGGUCCGAGUCAAACAGAAGGUGAAUAUGUUUUAGUACCUGGCUUCUCAAAUGAUUUCUAUCACUGGGUGCAACACGGAAGAGCAUUUUCAAGGGUGUGGAGAUGAAACUGUGGUAUGCAGGGGAAGGUAACGCUGGUUACUUGGCACAUACGGAAGGGUUGGUCAUACAUGAUAACGUGAAGCACACGAUAACAGCCACAUCUUUGUCAAUACCCGACUCAGCUUUGUAAAGAUCCCCGUUUGUUGUUUCUCUUUUUUGUUUUUUUCUACCAAAAUUGAUUUCUAUCUUCUUUUCUUUAUCACCCACAAACUUUGAAUUUUGUUUGUUUUAAUCCUUGGACUAUAGAGAGGGUUUGGUUUGGUUAAUUUUGUAGUCGUUUGUUGUGAUAACUGAUAGCUUUUGAUUAUAUAACAACAACAAAGUGUCUGAUCA
Brassica rapa (field mustard) is the source of this 3891-nucleotide messenger RNA. Its product is annotated as phosphoinositide phosphatase SAC5. Gene Ontology annotation, biological process: phosphatidylinositol dephosphorylation. Gene Ontology annotation, cellular component: intracellular membrane-bounded organelle. Lineage: Eukaryota; Viridiplantae; Streptophyta; Magnoliopsida; Brassicales; Brassicaceae. The record is from RefSeq and is a predicted model, not a curated record. Gene Ontology annotation, molecular function: phosphatidylinositol-3,5-bisphosphate 5-phosphatase activity.